UAAUAAUAAGAACUUAAUGAAAUAGCCUUUAUUAUAUGAUUUAUCAUCGGCUUCAAGUAUGAAUGAUUCGGACGACGACUAUAAAUUAGUUUUGAUUGUUAGAAAUGAACUGAAAAUGGGAAAAGGUAAAGUUGCAGCGCAGUGUGCACAUGCCGCUGUUUCUGCAUACAAAAAAGCUUUAAAAUAUCCAAAACUAUUAAAGCACUGGGAAAAGUAUGGCCAGACUAAAAUUACACUUAAAUGUAAUACAGAAGAGGAAUUAAUAAAAUUACAUAAAUCUGCCAAAAUGGUAGGACUCUUAUCAAAUAUUGUUUGUGAUGCAGGUCAAACACAAGUACUACCAGGUAGCAAAACAGUCUGUGGUAUUGGCCCAGGACCAUCUAGCACUAUCGAUGAAUUAACAGGACAUUUAAAAUUAUAUUAAUUUUCUUAUAAUAAACAGUAUUUCUAAUAUUUGAAUAUUGUAUUCAA
Ceratosolen solmsi marchali is the source of this 471-nucleotide messenger RNA. RefSeq names its product peptidyl-tRNA hydrolase 2, mitochondrial. The coding region runs from base 59 to 424 and encodes 121 amino acids. Gene Ontology annotation, cellular component: cytosol. The record is from RefSeq and is a predicted model, not a curated record. Lineage: Eukaryota; Metazoa; Arthropoda; Insecta; Hymenoptera; Agaonidae. The transcript has 2 exons. Gene Ontology annotation, molecular function: peptidyl-tRNA hydrolase activity.